AUGAAACUAGAAGAAAAUGAUAGAUUUCUUGAUUAUCAAGAUAUUGAAUUGCAACAUUUUCAAAAUGGGAAUUAUGGACAGACUGGUGGACUGAGAAGUCGGAGUUCUAUCAUUCUGUCUCAGGAACCAAGUCGCAGUAUAUUUCAUCCCAGGACAGCUUCAGUAGCAGAAAACACUGAGGUCAGAUUUCAUGUAGGUGACCAAGAAGAGGAGGCUGAAGACAAAAGUGUCCUUUUUACACAACUUAAUGAACUUGUCACAGUACACGAAGAUGUAAUAUGGAAGGAAACUGCAAGGUGGAUAAAAUUUGAAGAGAAAACUGAAGAUGGAGGAGAAAGAUGGAGUAAACCCCAUGUUACCACGCUUACCUUGCAUAGUUUGUUUGAGUUAAGAACGUGUUUUCAAAGAGGGACUAUUUCACUGGAUAUAGAAAAUAACACAUUCAAAGAAAUUAUAGAGCAUAUUCUAAAGAAAAGGAUUUCUAGUGAUCGAACAACUGAAGAGGAAAAUGAAAAACUAUUACACACCCUUCUUCAAGGAAAUGUACACCACAUCAAAAGAUCAUAUAGGAAAAUGAUUAAAGAUGUUUGUGUGAGGACAUAUUGUUAUAUUGCAGGCAAGAAGACAUCUCCGCAAACUGCACUUCUGGAAUUAUCUGAAAAGCCUUCACGAGAACAGUUACAAAAUAAAUUUCGAAAGAAGGUCCCUGAUGAAACUGAAGCAGCAAAUGUUCUUGUUGGUGAGGUUGACUUUUUAACUCAACCAUUUGCUGCUUUCAUUCGAUUAAAGGAUGCAACUGUACUUGGCACUUUAACAGAAGUGGCUCUUCCCACCAGAUUUAUUUUUAUUCUUCUGGGUCCAAGAAGAAAUGCAAAAUCUUACCAUGAAAUUGGAAGAGCUAUUGCCACCUUACUCACCGAUGAGUUGUUCCGGAAAAUUGCAUACAAGGCUAUGAACAGAGAUGAGCUAAUAGCAGGAAUUGAUGAUUUUUUAGAUGAAGUCGCUGUUUUACCUCCUGGCAAAUGGGAUCCUACUGUACGAAUACAACCUCCUAAAUUUCUGCCAUCAGUACAUAAAAGGCAAGAAAUACUGCAAAGAAAAUCAAAAAAUCACUGCAAUGGAAAGCCCCAUGAAACAGAGAAGUUAGCCCACGGACAUUCUCAUGUCAGUGAAGAACUGCUAAAGACAACCAAGUUUUUUGGUGGACUCGUAAAAGAUGUGAGAAGAAAGGCUCCUUGGUAUUGGAGUGAUUAUUAUGAUGCCUUCAAUCUUCAAUGCCUAGCAUCAAUUUUGUUUAUCUAUUUGGCAACUGUAACAAAUGCUAUCACUUUCGGUGGUAUGCUGGGAGAUGCAACGGAUAACAUGCAGGGGGUUCUUGAAAAUUUUAUAGGCACAGCAAUUUGCGGUGGAUUUUUUUGUCUAUUUUCUGGACAGCCGCUAACUAUUAUAAGCAGCACCGGACCUGUGCUUGUGUUUGAGAGACUUUUAUACAGUUUUAGCCAAGACUACAAUUUUGAAUAUUUAGAAUUUAGACUUUGGAUUGGACUUUGGGUGGCAUUUUAUUGCCUAAUAUUGGUGGCUACCAAUGCCGCUUACUUGGUGCAGUAUUUCACUCGUUUUACAGAAGAAAGCUUUUGUGCAUUAAUAAGUUGCAUUUUCAUUUAUGAUGCAGUGAAAAAGAUGCUAAACCUGGCUAAUCACUUUCCAGUUAAUUGGAGAUACAACAUAGAUGAUAUAACCCAAUACAACUGUAACUGCAGCUUAAUGGAAAUAGGUAAGUGGAAAUGUGUAGUUUUUGUUAUAUACUCACUUAAUGUAAAUGCAACCUUGUACAUGGAUAUGCAAGACCCUCUAAAUCUUACGCGAGGGCAGUGCAUUGAGAUUGGUGGACACCUCGAAGGAAACAGCUGUAACUACGUACCUGAUGUCUUUCUAAUGUCUGUUAUCCUGUUUUUGGGGACAUUUCUUUGUACUGCCUUGCUUAAAAGCUUUCAGACAAGCAGAUAUUUAUCGACAUCUAUAAGAAAGUUGAUUGGUGAUUUUUCAGUGAUAUUAACUAUAGUUAUUUUUUGUGCUGUUGAUGUGAUGUGCGGGCUAGGAACACCGAAACUUGUAGUUCCAAAUGACUUUAAGCCAACUAACCCAAAUAGAGGUUGGUUUGUAUAUCCCUUUGGAGGAAAUCCAUGGUGGGUGUGCCUUCUGUCUGGCAUUCCAGCAAUUUUGAUUACAAUCCUUCUAUUCAUGGACCAACAAAUCACUGCCGUAAUGCUUAAUCGCAGAGAGUACAAGCUGAAGAAAGGAGCAGGACUUCAUUUGGAUUUUUUCUGCAUAUCUUUAUUGAUCGUUGUGACUUCAUUCAUGGGUCUUCCAUGGUAUGUGUCUGCCACAGUAAUUUCUCUUGCACACAUGAAUAGCCUAAAAAUGGAAACUACUGCGUCUGCUCCUGGAGAACAGCCAAAAUUUCUGGGCACCAGGGAGCAGAGAUUAACUGGUUUAGUAGUCUUCAUCCUGACUGGAAUCUCUGUGUUUUUGUCACCAGUUCUUAAGUAUAUACCAAUGCCUGUAUUAUACGGAAUCUUUCUUCAAAUGGGUGUGGCUGCUUUAAAAAGUAUUCAAUUCACAGAGCGGUUGAAAUUACUGUUUAUUCCAUCUAAGCAUCAGCCGGACCUAAUAUACCUUCGCCAUGUUCCACUGCGAAAAGUCCAUUUCUUUACUCUGAUUCAGCUAACUUGUUUGAUUAUCUUAUGGAUACUGAAAUCAACUGAGGCAGCAAUUAUCUUCCCACUGAUGCUGUUGGCUCUUGCUGGCAUACGGAAAGCUAUGGAGUAUAUUUUCUCUUUACAUGAUCUAAGCUGGCUGGAUGACAUAUUACCAGGAAAAGUUGUCACUGAUGAAGAACCUAAGACAGAAGACUCAGAUUCAACUGACAGUGAAGAUUCCGAAUUAAAAUAUCAAGAAAAAGCUCCUGAAAUUAACAUUUCAGUAAAUUAGAACUGUUCUUCUGCAACGAGAAAUGUGGAAGAAAGAAAGUUG
This is a messenger RNA of Bufo gargarizans (Asiatic toad), 3033 nucleotides long. It is a transcript of the gene SLC4A9, whose product is annotated as solute carrier family 4 member 9. Lineage: Eukaryota; Metazoa; Chordata; Amphibia; Anura; Bufonidae. Gene Ontology annotation, cellular component: plasma membrane; basolateral plasma membrane. The transcript is spliced from 22 exons. Gene Ontology annotation, molecular function: sodium:bicarbonate symporter activity; solute:inorganic anion antiporter activity; monoatomic anion transmembrane transporter activity. Gene Ontology annotation, biological process: transmembrane transport; bicarbonate transport; monoatomic anion transport. The coding region runs from base 1 to 2991 and encodes 996 amino acids. The record is from RefSeq and is a predicted model, not a curated record.